Molecule: messenger RNA, 3757 nt
Organism: Bombyx mori (domestic silkworm)
Lineage: Eukaryota; Metazoa; Arthropoda; Insecta; Lepidoptera; Bombycidae
Gene: Anxb13
Product: annexin B13
Cellular component (GO): cytoplasm
Molecular function (GO): calcium-dependent phospholipid binding; calcium ion binding
Source: RefSeq, marked provisional
UAGUAACUCACAUAGAUUAUACACUUAAUUUAUUUGAGAGUAACUCACUUUCAAAGUAGCCACAAAUUAAUAAUUGUGCAACAUUUUAAUUAGUUGUUUUAUUUCAAAGGACAUCGGCGAAGGCAAAAUCAUGUUUCCUAAUCAACAAUUUCCACCAAACGUUGGAUUUAACAACCUAACUCCUCAAUCAUUCAGCAAUACAAUGAACAUGCAAGGCUCUCCAGCUAUGAGAAACCCUCAAGUACCCGGACAGGGCUAUCCACUACCUGCUCAAUCUGCCUAUCCUCAGCCUGGUUAUCCUAUUCAGCAGAAUCAAGGCUAUCCACAAAGUACUGCUCAAUACCCGACACAGGGUGUUCCAUACCCUACUCACCAGAGUCAAGGCUAUCCACAAAGUACUGCUCAAUACCCGACACAGGGUGUUCCAUACCCUAAUCACCAGAGUCAAGGUUAUCCACAAAGCACUGCUCAAUAUCCGACACAGGGUUUUCCACAACAUGCACAAUCUGCGUAUCCUCAAUCAUCUCAGCCUCAAACUGAUCAUGGAUUUAGAUCACAUCCGGGUUCGAUUUAUGGGAAUCAGAGUCACCCACCUAAUCAAUUCGGAAUUAACCAAUCCAGACCAGUGCCUGUUGUGCCGAAGUCGAGACCGACUGUCUUCCCUGUAAACCCAUUCAAUCCUCGCGAGGAUGCUGGAGUCCUUCGCAAGGCCAUGAAAGGUUUUGGAACCGAUGAGAAGUCUAUUAUCCAAGUACUGACGAAGCGUUCGAAUGAGCAGCGUCUACGCAUCGCUUUAGAGUUCAAGACGUUGUAUGGAAAGGAUUUGAUAUCGGAUAUUAAGAGCGAAACGAGUGGAAAAUUUGAAGACCUUUUAAUUGCGUUGCUCACUCCACUGCCGAAGUUCUACGCUAAAGAACUUCACGAGGCCAUGGUCGGGAUCGGUACCGACGAAGGCGUCCUCAUCGAAGUAAUGUGCACUAUGUCCAACUAUGAGAUCCACAGCAUCGAACAAGCAUACACAGCAAUUUAUGGUAAGAUCCUUGAAGACGAUAUACGCGGUGACACAUCGGGAAAUUUCAAUCGUCUGAUGACAUCCCUUUGCGUGGGAAAUCGAUCUGAAGAUUUCACGGUCGAUCAAAAUAGGGCACGUGACGACGCCAGAAAACUACUUCAAGCUGGUGAACUUCGGAUGGGCACCGAUGAAUCGACGUUCAACAUGAUCCUGUGCUCUCGCUCGUACCCUCAGCUGGCGGCCAUCUUCCAGGAGUACGAAUACUUGACCGGACACGAGAUCGAGCACGCCAUCAAGUCUGAGUUCUCGGGGGACAUCGAGAAGGCCCUCUUGACUAUCGUGAAAGUGGUCCGCAACAAGCCGCUGUACUUCGCGGAGCGUCUCCACAAAUCGAUGAAGGGCCUCGGAACGAACGACAAACAGCUCAUUCGCAUAAUGGUGACCCGCUGCGAGGUCGACCUGGGCGACAUCGUCGAAGCCUUCCAGACGAAAUACGGUGAAACAUUGCAGAGCUGGAUCGAGGGAGACUGCUCCGGUCACUACAAGAAAUGCCUGUUAGGUCUUCUGGGUGCAUAUUGAAUGUAAAUGCUUCAUCACAAAACAAAUUUUUAAUUUAUAACCCUAUAUUAAAACGCGUAAUAUUCUGUGCUAAAAACUAAAUGCAAUUAUAAAUUAAUAUUUUAAAACGAUUAAAUCGUUUAUGAUCUUAUUUAGAUCUGAUUUUUUGUAAUUUUGUGAUUUUCUUCAAUAAAACUGUUGUAACAGCUCAAAAUAUAAAAUAUAUCUGUAACUGUACAACGAAUCUCGAUCGUAUGCCACAUACAGAAGCUCAUACAUGUUGAGCUCACUUUUUGUAGUGUAACAUUGAUCUGUACAACAAGAAAAAUGCUUUGAAGUCGAUAAGAGUUAAGAAGAUCGAUUGAUUUAUAAUAAUCUAAAAUUUGUUUAUAGUUGUUGCAAAAUACUGCGCGCCGCCCUUAUUUGUGUGAGUGACCAAUCUGUAUACGUGUCAAUGUGGGCUACAUAUAUGUAGCUAAAGCUGUCCACUGACAGCUUAGUCGGGUACACACACUAACGAAAAUUUGUAUUUACGAUUACAACUACAAAUAAAGGCCACGCGCGCUCAUACUUUGCAACAACUAUACAAUAGUAUUACAGAAUUGGCCUAUUUAAUGUGCUCAAAACGACUCCCGAAUUGAUUGAUCUUAAUCCCACUUCACCGUCAAAAUAUAAACGGCGGGAGAAAGCGGAAAUGUCGUAACUUGCAUUUUGGGCUAAACGACUUUGUAUCUUAUUGUAUUACACAUAUGGCUCUAGUACAAAAUUGGGAUUUUCAAGUUACGACAAUUCCGCUUUCUAUUAUGAUUGAAUAUGAUGAUUUCAAAAAGCACUGAAUGAAAAAAGGAAUUAUUAAUUACCUUUAUAUGAGUAUGCCAUUAAAUACAGGCAUUUUCUAAGUAAUAAUAACCUAUCUAUCAAGAAAUUUACGUUUACCGAAUUAUUAGAACAACGCGAGUGUCACAAGAGACUAUUUGAUUUAACCCGCUCCUUUAUUUUAAUAUUUUUCUAGUAAGAAAAAAACCUAUUAUAUUUUCGAUGCAUAUAUAAUAAUAUAUUUUGAUUUAAAAUGUUUGUUCAUAAAAAAAGUUAUGAUCUGCUGAUAAUUAAAUCUCAUUGUAAAAACAUUGACUAGCACCCAUAUUGUUUUUUUUUUAUAUAAUAUACACUUUUGUAAUGUCAAAAUGAAUAUGGUGCCUUGCUAUAAAUUUAAUUGUGCCUGAAAUGAUCUAUAUAUUUUUGAAUUAUAUAAGGAAUGAUGCCCCAACUAUGUCCAUGAAUCUAUUUUAGUUAUAAGUGCCUAAAUAUUUGUAUUGCCUUAAGGUAUUUCUAGAGGGGAGGUUCGACCUAAUUCAAGCAAAUAUCGCUUUCAUACGAGUUCGUAUAUAUUUUUUUACUUUUACGCUGGUGGUCGGACUACUUUUCAGCAUACUUUUACUUAGCUUCUGUUUAAAUUUUUAUGCUGAAUUUAUUGUCUAGUUAUAUAAUAUUUAUAAUAAGAAUUUCUAUGAAACAAUCACAAUUUGAAAAUGCGAUUUCAUUAAUCGACCUUAUGCAUCUUAUUUUAAGAAAUGUUUGAUAAAAAUAUUCAUAGUAAUGUUUGGUGAAUUAUAUAGAAAAACGAUUUCCUCUUGGUCUUAUGAUUACGCCAAAAAACAUGAAGAAAUUCAUAACAUGAUUUGAUUUGAUUGACGAUUUUGAAGUUAUUUACUUUGUAUUAACAAAAGUUUAGUAAUAGUUUUAUUCGCAUUUACAACUUCAUUUUAAGUACACACCUAUAAUAAGAAAUUAAACUUUAGCUUAAAAUCACAAAUUUGAAUAAUGUCGUACUAAAAAUAAAUUAUUAUUCCAUUUCGAUUAAAUAAAAAAUAAUAUUAAAUACACGAUUCAGUGAUUAUCAUUUAAUUUUAAUUAGAAUUAAUAAAACCCACCAUUUGCUUUGUUUGCGAAUUCUAUGUAAACAUUUUUAAAAGCACUUGUGUAAAUAGUACAAGUGUCGAUCAACAGAUGUCGCUUUUAUAAAAGUUUACAUUUUCUGUAAGUCUGAUUUAAAAAAAAAAGUUAUAUUCGAAUUAAAACUGAAUUUGUCAAAAGCUAAGCGGUUGUAAAGAUCCGAAUAAUUUCGCCAAUUUAAAUUUUAUAAUGUCUUUUAAAUGUAUUUUAUCGUAAUAAAAAAAACUAGAUGUA